This is a messenger RNA of Schizosaccharomyces cryophilus OY26, 1743 nucleotides long. Its product is annotated as thiamine transporter Thi9. Lineage: Eukaryota; Fungi; Ascomycota; Schizosaccharomycetes; Schizosaccharomycetales; Schizosaccharomycetaceae. The transcript has 2 exons. Gene Ontology annotation, cellular component: membrane. Gene Ontology annotation, biological process: amino acid transport; transmembrane transport. The record is from RefSeq and is a predicted model, not a curated record. The coding region runs from base 1 to 1743 and encodes 580 amino acids. Gene Ontology annotation, molecular function: transmembrane transporter activity.
AUGGCGAGCGUUUUAACGGAUGAACGAUCUACAGAUGGAGACUUGUUUGCUCAGCAAAGAUCAAACACCUCGGGAUCUACGACUUCUUCAACCGGUAAUGAAAAAGUGAAAGUGUUCCAUGAAAUGGCGCAUGGUAAAAAUGAACAGUCAGAUGGGGUUUCCUCAGAUGCCGACAGUGAUGAUGCAUUGAUCAGAAGUAUGGGCUACAAGCCGGUACUUCACCGGACCUUUAAGUUCUUUGAAAGCUUUGCGGCUAGCUUUGCUGCCAUGGAUGUUGUCAGCGGAGUUCGUCUUACAUUUAGUUAUGGUGUCACAUUUGGUGGACCGGCUGCUUACUGGGUGAGUAUGCUGGUCACAGGUGUGUGCUCUACAAUUACCGCUGCCUCUUUGGCUGAAUUCUGUUCUGCCUUACCCACGUCUGGAUCCGUUUAUCUGUGGGCUGCUGAAGCAGGUGGACCCCAACUUGGACGCUUUUUCAGCUUUUUGGUUGCUUGGUGGUCCACUACUGCGUGGACAACUUUUGUUGCCUCGACUGCUCAGUCUUGUGUAAACUUUAUUUUUGGCGAAGUUAGCACUUUCGGAAACAGUUGGUCGACAGACGAUUCUAACGUUAAAUUUCGUGCAGUCCAAUGGAUCGUUGCUGAAGUUGUUUUAAUCCCACCACGGUACUACAGAUGGGUCUUUAAACUUUCCAUGAUUCUGAUCUUUGUUGAUUAUAUACUAAAUUUGAUUUGGCUUCCCAUCGCCACCUCUAGAAAAAGCCAUGGAUUCCAAUCCGCCAAAUGGGUCUUUACUGAGACCAUCUACGAUCAAGCCGGCUACAGCAAAGAAGUGUAUGAUUCAAGUGGAAACGUCGAUACCAACUUGUCCAAGCUUGUUCCCAGAGGCUGGCAGUGGUGUCUUGCUUAUUUUGCGUCUGCUGGUGUAAUCGUCGGCUAUGAUGCUUCGGGACACAUCGCUGAAGAGACCAAAGAUGCCUCUAAUAAAGCUGCUCGAGGAAUCUUCUUUUCCGCCUUUACAUCCUCGAUUGUAGCUUUUAGUCUUACGAUUCUCUUUUUAUUCUGUUGUCCUCCACUAGAUACCUUUAACGAUAUUAUGUACAAUACGGCUUCACCUCAACCGUUUGUCAAUUUUUAUUCCUAUGUGUUGGGACGCGGAGGUCAUGUUAUCAUGAAUGUGAUCAUUAUUCUUGAGUUAUUUUUGAAUGCCGUGAUUGGUGUGUUAGCCUGUAGUCGCUUGGUAUUCGGCGUCUCUCGCGAUGGUGUCUUGCCUUUCUCUGGCUGGAUCAGUCAGGUAAGUAAAGAAGGACAACCAAAAAAUGCUAUUACGGUAAUUUACAUUGUUUCCGCUUUGCUUCUUUGUACCAUAUUGCCCAGUUCAGUUGCCUUCUCUUCCCUUGUUUCCGCAGCUGGUGCACCCAGUUUUGCUUGCUAUGCUCUUCUUGCUUUUGGCCGUUUGUUCAUUACCCGUGAUAAAUUCCCUAAAGGUAAAUGGUCUCUGGGAAUCUUUAGCAAACCCUUCAUGGUUGUUUCUCUUGUUUACAACUCAUUCGUAUUUAUUAUCAACAUUUCUCCUUAUUCUUAUCCUGUUACUGGUUCGAAUUUCAAUUAUGCCAUUGUCAUUACAGGAGCUGUCUCUAUAUUUGCAGUCAUAUGCACCUUAGUGAUCCCACGUUCUCGAUGGAUUGCUAAUCGCUAUCGAUAUGACCAAAGCAUAUCUUCCAACGCCAAGUAUGAAAAAUAA